This is a messenger RNA of Argiope bruennichi, 1929 nucleotides long. Its product is annotated as macrophage mannose receptor 1-like. Gene Ontology annotation, molecular function: signaling receptor activity. Lineage: Eukaryota; Metazoa; Arthropoda; Arachnida; Araneae; Araneidae. The record is from RefSeq and is a predicted model, not a curated record. Bases 51 to 1865 code for a protein of 604 amino acids. The transcript is spliced from 12 exons.
UUCACAUCUUACAGUUGUCUCUUUCUCAUUUCGAUUUCGCUGCUGAAGAGAUGGGUCUUCUAACGUGUCUACUUUUUGUGAUAUCCGCAUUUUACUUGCCUAUCUCAAAUGGGUACAGGCAGUUUGAGUACUGCAAUGGAACUUCAUGGAUAAAAUUUCAGGGUAACUGCUAUUUGUUCCAGUAUAGAGACAAGAAUCGAGUCUCCUUCUACGAUGCUGAGGACUUCUGCCGCUCCCAAGGGGGUCAUUUAGCAUCCAUCCAUUCAGAAGCAGAGAAUGAAUUUCUUCUAAACACAGCAGAUGAAGGACGCUUCGGAGGUAGAUUUUGGAUCGGACUGAACAUACUUGCUGGUAAAAACAACGAACAGUGGACAGAUGAUACAGCUGUAGAUUAUAGUAAAAAAGUUCUAAAGGAAUACUAUGUGAAUGAAAAAUGUUUCAUACUGAUGCAAAGUAAAAGAGGAUGGAGGCCAGAGGACUGCUCUCUUCACUAUGCACCAUUGUGCAAGAGAUCUGAGAAUGCCAUUCCAACUCCAGUACCACCUGUAACAACGCCUUCUCCUAAAGUUGGUAACUGCCCCAAGAAUUGGAUUCAGUUUGGUGAAAAGUGCUACCGAUACUUUGGUUCUGCCGAGUCCGAUAGACUGCUGUACAAACAAGCUCGAAACGCCUGCUGGGCUCUCGGAGAAAACCAUGACCUAGUAUCCAUUCACAGCAAGGAAGAACAAGCUUUCUUGACACAACAUCUAUACGACCUCGGUACUUCGGCAUGGAUCGGAAUGCAUCAAAUACAAUCGGAUGAAAUCGGGCAUGAUCUUGUAUUCGGAUGGAUGGACCAAUCCCGAACAGAUUUCACCUAUUGGGCAAGAGGGCAUCCGCCUCCCGGCACAUGGAAAUAUUGCGCUUGUUUGAACUACGAAGGAGUUGCAAAAGGCGAGUGGGUUGCCGAUUAUUGCGAAAUCGACAAAAAAGGAUAUAUCUGUCAACGACCUACAGAUCCUGAAAUCCCUGUCCCACCACCGAAGCCUUCUAAAUGCGGUGAGGGUUUUGUGGGCUAUAGAAACUCAUGUUACAAAUUCAUCUCAGAACCUGAAAAUCAUCAAAAUGCAGACAAAACUUGUCAGAAUCUUGGAGGUCACUUGGUAUCAAUUGUUGACAGUUUUGAACAAUCCUUCUUGUUUAAUUUCGUCGAGAAGAAGUUUAAAGCAGUAUGGAAUGGGUUGAAAACUACUCAGGGCACCAGAUAUUUGAGCUGGACUGAUAAACAACCAUUGUAUUAUUCAAACUGGGCGGACAAUCAACCUCAGUUGACACAGGAACAGGAAUUAUGUGUAUCAAUGGAUGUAACAGACGAUUUGAAAUGGAAUGCCACAUCCUGCUCAAGAAAUCUGCCUUUUGUUUGCGAAAUAACAAACGAAAACAUUCCAAAAUUUCCUGAAGCGAUCGGUAGCUGUCCCAGCAGCGAAUCUUCCUGGAUUGACAUAGGAGAUAAAUUCUGUUAUCAUGUUGCCCAGAAUCGUAAUCACAUACUCAGUUGGGACGCAACUUCGCGAUAUUGCCUCACCAGAGGUAUGAAGAUGAUUAGAGUGAAUUCUGAUCACCAAAUGAAGUCAUUAGUUGCGUAUUUAUGGAGAGAAUCCUAUAACGUUCACUUAGGGCUCAUAAGAGCUUUUGAUAAAAAUUCUUUCAUUUGGACUGAUGGAUCAACUCUGGAUUACACCAACUGGGAUAAUAGAGAACCUAAUUCUUAUUCUGAUGACAAAGACUGCGUCGCAUUUGAUCAGACAACUACGAAAUGGAAAAUCAUUAGCUGCAGCAGUGGAGGAGUGGCCGUAUGCCAAGUUCCGAAAAUUGACAAAUUGUAAACACUUUAUAAUGAAGGGGGAAAAAACCCAUAGAUGAGAAAUAAAUUUUGUUGUACGAUCAAAA